Protopterus annectens (West African lungfish) is the source of this 1797-nucleotide messenger RNA. Its product is annotated as vomeronasal type-2 receptor 26-like. Lineage: Eukaryota; Metazoa; Chordata; Ceratodontiformes; Protopteridae. Gene Ontology annotation, biological process: G protein-coupled receptor signaling pathway. The transcript is spliced from 4 exons. Gene Ontology annotation, cellular component: membrane. The record is from RefSeq and is a predicted model, not a curated record. Gene Ontology annotation, molecular function: G protein-coupled receptor activity. The coding region runs from base 1 to 1797 and encodes 598 amino acids.
AUGGCCAAAGAGACUGCAAAUAUGCCUGACAAUAACAUUGCUGUUUUAACAAAUGACAGAGUUGCUGCUUUAAUAACCGAGAGCACAAAAGCAGCAUCUAACCAGGAGGUUUCAGCGACAUCAUCAACCGUUACUAAUGCCAACAAGGAGGCACUGCAGACUACUGAGCCUAAUUGGACAGACCGCAGUAAGAAUGGUGUGCACAUCUUUUUGGAAGCGUACAUGCAGCAGGGGGAAAAUGAAAAGGAAAGCCUCCCAGAAGAACAACAACGGGAUAACUUUAAAGAAAAUGUGGCAGCAGAGCAGCAGCCAUUAGUUUUGAAUAUUUCCACAAAAAUGUUGUCAGUGGCUGAAGAGAGACUUUCAAAUAGAGGCAUGACAUUUAUACCUUCAAGCACAAUGACUAUUACUGAAAAUAUAAUUGAAUUGAAGACUUUCACAUGUAAUAUUAUGUUAAAAUGCAUGUUUAAUUCUCAACAGGAUGCAAAACAGAAUAAUGUUAUGUUUCACAAAAAAAGUUGUUUUAUACCCAAAAAUAAUGCCACAAUAGAAAGCUUUGAAAAAAUAUGUGAAAAGGAAAUCUAUAAAUUAUAUGAUAAUAGAGUGGCUGGGAAAAAGUUUAACUUGGAUACUGAAGAAAGUGAAGCAUUAAGAAAUCUUCAGCAGGAUAUGCAACUAAUAAUUAGGCCUGCUGACAAAGGAGGUCCAUUAGUUGUUAUGGACAGAAGUUAUUAUAAACAAACAACGGAAGCUAUGUUGAAUUAUGUGAAUACCCCACGUUCCAUAUGCAGUGAGAGUUGUUCUUAUGGAUACAGAAAGGUAGUUCAACUAGGUCAACCGUCCUGCUGCUAUGACUGUGUCCAGUGCUCCAUUGGGGAAAUCACUAAUGAAACAGAUUUAUCAGAGUGCCUUAAAUGCCCAGAAGAUCAUUGGUCCAAUGAACGUCAGAAUAAAUGCAUUCCAAAAGCUAUUGAGUUCCUGUCAUAUGAAGAACCGCUGGGCGCGACACUGGCUGGCAUAGCAAUUUCCUUAACUAUUAUCACUGCCUUCAUCAUUUGUGUUUUCACACGAUAUCAUGAUACACCUAUUGUCAAAGCCAACAAUCAUGCACUCAGUUUUCUGCUAUUAGUAGCUUUAAUGUUUUGUUUCCUUUCUUCCUUGAUGUUCAUAGGCCGUCCCAUGAGGCUGACUUGCAUGAUUCGGCAACCUACAUUUGGGAUCAUUUUUACUCUCUGUGCUUCUUGUGUACUGUCCAAGACUGUUAUAGUAGUAAUUGCAUUUAAUGCCACAAUGCCAGGAAGUAAGUUAAGGGCGUGGCUGGGUUUUCCACUGCCUACCGGUAUCAUUUGCUCAACUUUUCUUAUCCAAGUUAUUAUCUGUAUCAUUUGGUUGUGCAAUUCCCCACCCUACCGACAACAAAAUAUGCAGUCUAAAAGGGGUGUGAUAAUAAUAGAAUGCAAUGAGGGGUCAACCCUUGCAUUCUGGUGCAUGCUGGGAUACAUGGGCCUUCUUGCAACUGUUAGUUUCAUUGUUGCUUUCCUGGCAAGGAACCUACCCGGCAGCUUUAAUGAAGCAAAAUUUAUCACUUUUAGUAUGGUUGUAUUUGUCAGUGUCUGGCUUUCGUUUAUCCCAGCAUUCCUUAGUACACAAGGUAAGCUUAUGAUUGCUGUGGAGAUAUUUGCGAUCUUGUCAUCUAGUUUAGGAUUACUGAUCUGUAUUUUUUCUCCAAAGUGCUACAUAAUUUUUAUGAAGCCUGAGAAAAAUACAAAAGAGUAUCUAAUGGGUAAAAACAAGUGA